GCAGAUCAAUUACGAAAUCUAAAGAUCCAUGGUUUGACUUCUGACCUUGAACUUGAUAAGAAUGGAAACCGUAUUGGUUACUUUGCAUUUUUAGCGCAAAUUAAUCCCAAAACUAAUCGAACAGGUUCAGGAGAAGAAAGAGUCUUAGAAUUUAUUAGGUUCAUCCAGAAAAUCAACGAUUCUUCCCAGCUAGAAAUACCAUAUUCUGCGAAAGGAGAUUACGAAAGACUGGAUACUCAAGCUUCGGUCAUACUUCCAAACUCGGGUAAAUACAAUGUACGUCAAUAUAUGUCUUAUUCAGGUAUGAUUGACGUAAUCACACAGAGAUUUGUUAAAUAUCCCGGAGAAACGUGGCCGCCAGUUGUGAUGAAGAGGAAGGAAUAUGUCAUAGCUCCUUACUUCUGUAAAACUCGGUGUGGGUUACGUCUGGUAAGCCCCGAGAAUAUAAAUGUUUACGACUCUGGUACUUGUGAACCAGGUGGUAAAUGCGUAUGCAACGAGGGAUUCAAAGGAAACACGUGCUCUAUUAUAGAGUGUAAAUGUAAGUAUGGUUACUGCGAAGUGCCAAGGAAAUGUAUUUGUCAUCCAGGUUAUAUGGGUGCCAUUUGUGAUAAGGCAAAUUGCAGUUGUUUACAUGGAAUAUGCGUUCGGCCUUUUCACUGUAACUGUAACUCCUGGAUUUAUGUAGGAGAACACUGUGAUAUACAUAUCAUGCAGAUUCUGUUGACAUCCGGUUUGAUUUUUCUAGUGGCAUGCUUCUUUAUAUACUUCUUUAGUGUAAAGUUAAUAGAACACAAUCAGAAAAAAAUAGCUCUAGCUAAUACUGACUGGAUUGUCGAUUGGACGUUUGUUGAAGUUGUAAAUCUAAGUCUUAUCUCAUUUCCUUAUAACAGUAAAUGUGCAACAAUGAUUCAGAGACACAAAUGGAAAGAACAACAAUGGUAUGUAAAUUUCAUUCACAGUAAUACAAUAGAUAGAAAAAAUGAAGCUCUUAUUCUCGAAAUGGUUGGCUUGGUUAAACUUAGACACGAGAAUGUUAUUCAAUUUGGUGGUGCUUGUUUAGUGAAACCUAAUGUCAGUCUGUUUGUCGAAUUCCUUGAGAAGGGAAGUUUAGAGGAUGUUUUAGCAAAUGAAGCAGUGGAACUUGGAUGGGAUUUCCUCUUUUCUUUCAUGAAAGACAUAUGUCGUGGUAUGGAAUUUAUCCACGACAUAUCAAACAUUAAGUCCCACGGCCGUUUAAAAUCUUCAAACUGUUUAUUAGAUAAUAGGUGGACCGUACGCCUCACUGGUUUUGGAGCACAUGUCAUUCGUUUUGGAGAGAAUAGAAUUCCAAAUGAGAAAACCCCGGAAGAAAAGAAAGAGCUUUUCUGGACGGCUCCUGAAUUGUUAAAGCAUGUUUCAGAUUUAGAUGGAAUCAAGGCAGGUACACCACCUGGUGAUGUUUAUUCAUUCGCAAUAGUCACAUGCGAAAUUAUUACUAGGGCAUCUCCUUAUGAAUACGAACUCAAUUAUUUAUCAGUGAAAGACAUUCUAGCUUUAAUAAAAUAUAAAUCUAGUAAGGCGGCACGGCGAAUUUGGGAAGAUAUCGGUGGAGAGGACAUGCUUUACACAAGACCAAUUAUAAAAGAAGAUCUUUUGCCGACAGAUAAAACAUCACAUGACUUAUUUGGGAAGAUGAUUGAACAAUGUUGGCAGGAGGAACCUAAAGCAAGACCCGCUUUUAGCAAAAUCAUUACUAUGCUUAUGGAAAUAUAUCCAAUGAAAGGUGAGCUCAUAGACAAUUUAAUUCAUCGAUUGGAGACGUAUUCUAGUAGUUUAGAAGUUGUUGUUAUUGAAAGAACAAAAGAACUUGAAAAGAACAAAGCUACAGCAGAACAA
Molecule: messenger RNA, 1878 nt
Organism: Octopus bimaculoides (California two-spot octopus)
Lineage: Eukaryota; Metazoa; Mollusca; Cephalopoda; Octopoda; Octopodidae
Biological process (GO): protein phosphorylation; cGMP biosynthetic process; intracellular signal transduction
Cellular component (GO): plasma membrane
Molecular function (GO): peptide receptor activity; guanylate cyclase activity; protein kinase activity
Source: RefSeq, a predicted model, not a curated record